Pelobates fuscus (common spadefoot toad) is the source of this 1926-nucleotide messenger RNA. Its product is annotated as deoxyribodipyrimidine photo-lyase-like. The record is from RefSeq and is a predicted model, not a curated record. Lineage: Eukaryota; Metazoa; Chordata; Amphibia; Anura; Pelobatidae. The coding region runs from base 140 to 1831 and encodes 563 amino acids. The transcript is spliced from 10 exons. Gene Ontology annotation, biological process: photoreactive repair. Gene Ontology annotation, molecular function: deoxyribodipyrimidine photo-lyase activity.
AUUUUGCUGUUUUAUGUAAGCCGCUGGCGCGCGCCUCCGAAUGUUAUACAAGGAGGAAGCACGCGCUGCGGGCUAAUACCAAGGUGUCAGUAGACUAAUCCUGAGGUGUCUUAAGAGAGCUUGGGUGGCCACCAGAGCCAUGUCUCAAAAGGGAAAGUCACUCAAAUCCAAAAAAGCAUCUGGAAGCAAGAUGUCCGAUGGGAGUCAGGAAGAUGAUUUAAAGCUGGAUUCCAAAAAAAUAAAGUCACCCACUACCAAAGGCCCAGAAAAGCGCAAGCCUCUAUCUAAGCAGUCUAGCCUAGGAAAAGCUAUAUCGCAGUCAAGCAGUAGUGAACAUUCUGAUGUUGAUGCCAAAAAGAGGAAGAAGCAGAAUGAUUUAGAAGCCAGUGGUGGUUCUCUUCUGGAGACUAUCCAGAAGUCCCGUCUCAAUGCAGCUUUGUCUGUUUCAGAAUUUAAAUUCAACAAGAAGAGAGUUCGACUGGUAUCUAGUGAGGCAGAUCUAAAAGAUGAUGCCCUGGGUAUUGUGUAUUGGAUGUCACGGGAUCAAAGAGCUCAAGAUAACUGGGCUUUCCUUUACGCUCAGCGUCUGGCUCUCAAACAGAAGUUGCCUUUGCAUGUAACUUUCUGCCUGGUGCCCAAAUUUUUGAAUGCUACAAUUCGGCAUUAUGGCUUCAUGGUAAAGGGCCUACAAGAGAUUGCCGAGGAGUGCAAUGCCUUGAACAUUCCUUUUCACCUACUUAUUGGAUAUGCUAAAGAUGUUCUUCCAAGCUUUGUCAAGGAGCAUGGCAUUGGCGGGGUGGUAACUGACUUUUCCCCCUUGCGUGUCCCAAUGCAGUGGGUGGAGGAUGUUUGUGAGAAAUUGCCCAAAAAUGUACCACUAGUGCAGGUGGAUGCUCAUAACAUUGUCCCAUGCUGGAUUGCCUCCAACAAACUGGAGUACGGAGCUCGGACCAUUCGCAAGAAAAUCCACGAUCAGCUCUCUCAGUUCUUGACAGAAUUUCCUCCCCUCAUACAGCACCCUUACACCUCAAAAUUUCAACCAGAACCUAUUGAUUGGGAUCAGUGCUAUGCCAGUCUUGAAGUGGACCGAACCGUAAAAGAGGUUGAAUGGGCUAAGCCAGGGACCAGUGGAGGAAUGGCUGUACUUCAGGAGUUUUUAUCAGAAAAGCUCAAAAAUUUUAAUUCUGACCGAAAUAACCCAAACCGGAAAGCUCUCAGUAACCUGUCACCGUGGUUUCACUUUGGGCAGGUUGCUGUGCAGCGAGCCAUACUAGAGGUGCAGAAGUAUCGCAGCAAGUACAAGGAAUCUGUAGACAGUUUUGUGGAGGAAGCAGUGGUGAGGAGAGAGCUGGCUGACAACUUUUGCUACUUCAACAAAAAUUAUGACAAAAUAGAAGGUGCUUACGAUUGGGCUAAAAAUACAUUGAAAGAUCAUGCAAAGGACAAGAGGACUCAUUUGUAUAGUCUGGAGAAACUCGAAGGUGGCAAGACUCAUGAUCCCUUGUGGAAUGCAGCACAGUUGCAGAUGGUUCAUGAAGGGAAGAUGCAUGGCUUCUUGCGGAUGUACUGGGCCAAAAAAAUCCUUGAGUGGACCAGUUCCCCAGAAGAGGCUCUAAAUUUUGCAAUUUACCUUAAUGACCGAUAUGAGCUGGAUGGACGAGAUCCCAAUGGAUAUGUAGGUUGCAUGUGGUCAAUAUGUGGCAUACACGACCAAGGAUGGGCAGAACGUGCUGUAUUUGGGAAGAUCAGAUACAUGAACUAUCAAGGCUGUAAGAGGAAAUUUGAUGUGGGAGAGUUUGAGCGUCAAUAUCACCCCAAAAAGUUCAGUUAACUGAAUAUUUUUAGCGUAAUGCAGGAAUCUUCAUCAUAUCCUCAGGGAGCUUUGUCAUAAUGAUUUUGGUCUGUUACAUUAUUUCUCUGUGUUAA